AUGGCCGCCCGUUUCACCCCCCGUCUCUUCCAGCAGGCUACCCGAGGCUACGCCUCGCAGGCCGCCGCCGUCCGAGCUCCCCGCCAGCUCGAUGGUCUUGCCGGCAAGUACGCAUCGUCGGCAUACGUCGCUGCGCUCUCCAAGGACGCCAAGACGCUCGAGAAGGUCGAGGCCGACCUCAAGUCGGUGCAGUCCGCGCUCGCCGGUGCCGAGGGCGCCAAGCUCAAGACGUUCAUCGCCAACCCCACGCUCAGCGCCUCGGACCGCACCAAGGGCCUCGAACAGCUGCUCUCCUCGGGCAAGUCCAAGGCCGACCCCAUCACGCACAACCUCUUCACGGUUCUUGCCGAGAACGGCCGUCUCGCCGAGACGGAAAAGGUGAUCGAGGGCUUCCAGGACCUCAUGACGGCCUACCGCGGCGAGGUGGAGGUGACGGUGACCUCGGCCACGCAGCUGGACAAGUCGACCAUCUCGCGCAUCGAGUCGGCACUCAAGGGCUCGCAGAUCGCCGCCAAGGGCAACGGCAAGACGCUGCGCAUCGUCCAGAAGGUCAACCCCGCCAUCCAGGGCGGUCUGGUGGUCGACUUUGCCGGCAACACCGUCGACCUCUCGGUCGCCUCCAAGGUCAACAAGCUCAACGCUCUGCUCGAGCAGGGCAUCUAA
This is a messenger RNA of Moesziomyces aphidis, 663 nucleotides long. NCBI's taxonomy places the organism in Eukaryota, Fungi, Basidiomycota, Ustilaginomycetes, Ustilaginales, Ustilaginaceae. The record is from the annotation of a GenBank genome assembly.